Messenger RNA from Neohortaea acidophila, 2205 nucleotides. RefSeq names its product ASST-domain-containing protein. The transcript has 2 exons. Bases 1 to 2205 code for a protein of 734 amino acids. The record is from RefSeq and is a predicted model, not a curated record. NCBI's taxonomy places the organism in Eukaryota, Fungi, Ascomycota, Dothideomycetes, Mycosphaerellales, Teratosphaeriaceae.
AUGUACUGGUCUCCCCGCACACGCCUCUCCUGCAGCCUCAUCCUCUCCAUCUCCCUCCUCUCCACCACCGUCCUCGCACACACGACACCUGCACGCCGGCAGAACAACGGCUACGACACCGACGUUGUCUGGAUCGACCCGCAAGCCUCCGACCACGACUACAACUUCCAGCGUUUCGUCACCCGCCCCGACAUCCAGGCCCCGCGCUGGGACUUCACCGUUUACGAUGAAGACGCGGUAGCCCCAGGCUACUGGUUCGUUGCCCCAUACACCGAAGUCAUCCAGAGGACAAGAGGGGGCGAAUGGGUUGGCCCGCAGAUCUUCGACCACCAUGGCGAGCUGGUGUGGAGCGGUGUGCCUCUCUUCACCGGCUUCGGCGUCUUCGACUUCCGCGUGCAGCAGUAUAUGGGAGAGGACGUGUUGACGCUGGUGUAUCGCCAUGAGAAUGCCACGAUUCUCAACAACCGCUAUGAGAUCGUCAAGAAGCUGUAUGUCAAUGAGACGGGGUAUGAGAUGAACAUGCACGACUUCAACAUCAUUGACCACGGGACGAGCGCGCUGCUGCUGAAGACCAUUUCAAAGAAGUACGAUCACAAUCAGACGGUUGAAAUGAUGCACGAGGCGGAACUCGAGGGCUUUGAGGAACUCGAGCAAUGUGAAUUAAGACAUUACGGGUUUGAAGAGCUCUCUCUGGACACCAUGGAGCCUGUCUUCUCGUGGAUGUCCGAGGGCCUGGUGUCUUUGAAUGAGACGAGGUACAAUAAUGAUGAACCAGGCCCGCUGUGCAAUAACUGGGAUUACAUCCAUCUAAACUCGAUCGAUAAAUUCCCCAAUGGCGACUACCUCAUCAGUGCCCGGCAUACGGACACCCUCUACCGCAUCUCCGGCAGGGAUGGCUCUAUCGUCUGGCGCUUCGGUGGCAACUACAACGACUUCUUCUGGCACGGCCGCUUCACCGGCCAACACGACGCACGCAUUCGUUUCACCAACGACACCCACACCAUCGUCUCUUUCCUCGACAACGCAAACCGGCCGAACGCGGGCGGAAUGACGACAACCAGCGACCGUUCGCGUGGCAUGCUCGUCAUGCUCGAGACCAUCAACAUGACGGCACAUACCGUGGAGCGCUACGAGCAACCGCACUCCUUACUGGCCGACGGACGAGGGAGUUACCAGGUCCUGCCGGAUGGAAAUACCCUCGUCGGCUGGACGAAGCAAGCCGCCUUCACCGAAUAUGGACCCGUAAAGGAUGGCGAGAUGGAAGGGCCAAUCGUGCUCGACGCUACUUUACGCCCGGAUUUGAAAUCGUACCGUAACUACAAGUUCGACUGGGUAGGCCAUCCCUCCGAACCGCCCGUUGUGCGAUCCAUCGUCUUUGCCAAGGAGAACGAUAACACGUACCGUACCAAUCUGUACGUCAGCUGGAACGGCGCGACGGAGGUGAAGACGUGGAAAUUCUACAGCGUGGACGACCAUCAGCGACGAAUGCUAGUCGCUUCGACGCCGCGGAAGGGCUUUGAGACGGUUUACGAGCAUGAUGGGCUUGUUGCGCGCGUUGUUGCGGUGGCUGUUGAUGGCAGGGGGAAAGUGCUGGGGGAGUCGAAGGCUUUUCAGUCGAUUGCGCCGCCUUCGGUUACGGAGCAUACGAGUCCGGAUCAGGUGGAGUGGAUUGAGAAACACCUUGCCAUCGCCCCCCCUGAGGAAGAGCUUCCUGAGGAGGAGCCUGUUGAAGACGACCAGGCACUUGAAGACGACCAGGCACUUGAAGACGACCAAGCACUCGAAGGAGAUCUAUUAUUCGAAGGAGAUCUAUCAUUCGAAGAGGAGCAGCCCGUUGACAAAGACGGACCCCUCGAAGAAGAUCAAUCCCCCGAAGACGAUCAACCUCCCACAAAGCACCAUCUCUACACCAGCAUCACCUCGAAGCCCCUCCUCAGCUUCCUUGCCGGCCUCGUGUGCACCCCGGCGGCCUUCCUGCUCGCUUUCGGCUUCUGGAUCGGGUUCUGGAGAUGUGCGCCCUGGAGGUCGAAGCCUCGCGCGUGGUGGAAGCAGCGGUCUCCGCGGUACGCCCAGCUGGCAGGCGGUAGGAGCACUCGCAGUGAAGAGCUUGAUGCUUUUGAACUCGAGGAUGAUGAAGGAGGACUGUCUGAUGGCGAUGAGGAGGAGGGAAAGGAGGGGUCGAAGAGCAGUGGCGGGACGGAGUAG